AUGGCCGACGAAAAGACCCCGCGAGCCAGCAAUGAGCCGGCGACGGAGAAGAAGGGCGCAGAGGAUGUAGAGGCGGGCCAGUCGGGCCUGACGCGAUCUUUGCAGGGUCGUCAUUUGCAGUUCAUCGCCAUUGGUGCUACCUUUGGCACUGGCUUGUUCCUCGGAACCGGUGCUGCCCUAGCCAAGGCCGGUCCGGCUUCGCUACUCAUCGGCUUCGUCUUCAUUGGUCUCGUCGUUUACUCCGUCAUGGUUGCCCUCGGUGAGAUGGCUGCCUACAUGCCUGUUGCUGGUGCCUUCACUGUCUAUGCGAGCCGCUUUGUUGAUCCUACCUUGGGCUUUGCCAUGGGCUGGAUCUACUGGUUCAGCUGGUCCAUUACCUUUGGUCUCGAACUUACAGCUGCCGGUCUCAUCAUCCAAUACUGGACGCAGGCUGUCAACAUUGGUGUCUGGAUUGCCAUCUUCUGGGUCAUCUUCACUGCUGUCAACUUCUUCCCCGUCAGGUACUUUGGUGAGAUGGAAAUGUGGUUCUCUAGCAUCAAGGUCGUGACCGUGAUUGGUUUCAUCAUCUUCGGCAUGUGUAUUAAUGCCGGCGCUGGAGACCAGGGCUAUAUUGGCUUCAGGUACUGGACGUAUCCUGGUGCCUUUGCAGAGUACGUCGUGUCGGGCGCCUCUGGCAAGUUUGUCGGCUUCUGGUCCGUCCUGAUCACGGCUGGCUUCAGCUACCAGGGAUCCGAGCUUGUCGGUAUUGGUGCUGGCGAGACCGAGAAUCCUCGCAAGGCCAUUCCCCAGGCUAUACGGUGGACUUUCUGGGGCAAUUUCGUCCUCUUCGUUGGCACCGUCUUCUUCAUCGGAAUCAACAUUCCCUAUGACAACGCCGACUUGCAGAGCACGGCUCAGAAUGCCUCUGCCUCGCCUCUCGUCAUUGUUGCCAAGCUUGCCGGCGUCCAGGUCCUUCCCGAUAUCAUCAAUGCCGUCUUGUUGACUGCCGUGCUUUCGGCCGCUAGCUCCGACGUUUAUUCCAGCACUCGCAUUUUGUACGCCCUUGCUGACGAAGGCCUGGCCCCGGCCGUCUUCAAGAGGACCAACCGAUACGGCACCCCGUACUGGUCCGUCGCCUUCUGCUCACUGCUCGGUUUGCUCGCCUUCCUCAACUUGUCGCAGAGUGGCGAGACUGUUUUUACCUGGCUCUUGAACAUCACAGCUGUUGCUGGUUUUAUCGUAUGGGCUCUCAUCAACGCCUGCCAUUUGCGUUUCAUGAAGGUUCUUCAAAGUCGCGGACAGCCUCGCUCGUCGCUACCCUAUGUUGCUCCAUUCCAGCCUUAUUUGUCCUGGUUCGGUCUGUUCUUCAACAUUUUGAUCCUCUUGACCAGUGGAUUCACCGUCUUCAUCAAGUGGAACACGAGCGACUUUUUUGUCAAUUACGUCAGUAUCCUGCUCUUCAUUGUCUUGUACCUUGGUCACAAGGUUGUGUUCCGCACCAAGAUGAUCAAGAUUGAGGAUAUUGACCUCACUAUGGGGCGUACCGAGAUUUAA
Molecule: messenger RNA, 1533 nt
Organism: Metarhizium brunneum ARSEF 3297
Lineage: Eukaryota; Fungi; Ascomycota; Sordariomycetes; Hypocreales; Clavicipitaceae
Gene: ALP1
Product: Basic amino-acid permease
Biological process (GO): amino acid transmembrane transport
Cellular component (GO): membrane
Molecular function (GO): amino acid transmembrane transporter activity
Source: RefSeq, a predicted model, not a curated record